Messenger RNA from Gossypium arboreum, 288 nucleotides. Its product is annotated as auxin-responsive protein SAUR21-like. The transcript has a single exon. The record is from RefSeq and is a predicted model, not a curated record. Gene Ontology annotation, biological process: response to auxin. Bases 1 to 288 code for a protein of 95 amino acids. Lineage: Eukaryota; Viridiplantae; Streptophyta; Magnoliopsida; Malvales; Malvaceae.
AUGGUUUGGCACUUGCAGAGAAUUGUUAAUGCUAAGAAGAGUCUAAAACGGACUCUUUCAUCUUCUGAGACAACAACAGUGCCUAAAGGCCACUUUGCUGUUUAUGUUGGAGAAGCUGAGAGGAAGAGAUUUGUUGUCUCACUCUCAUUCCUGAAGCAUCCUUCAUUCCAAAAUUUACUGAGUCAAGCUGAAGAAGAGUAUGGAUUUAAUCAUCCUAUGGGUGCUCUGACUAUCCCCUGCAGCGAAGAAGUAUUCAUUGAACUCACCUACAAUCUGCAAAGCUCAUAA